Molecule: messenger RNA, 1774 nt
Organism: Microbotryum saponariae
Lineage: Eukaryota; Fungi; Basidiomycota; Microbotryomycetes; Microbotryales; Microbotryaceae
Source: the annotation of a GenBank genome assembly
AUGAACCCCCCCAUGAACCCCCGUCAUCUCCCUUCCCAACCCCGAGCACAAACCCCACAACUGAACACAGCAGCAGCAACCAACUCGUUCGCCUCCGACCCACGCGUGCACUUCUCGCUCGCCGAUCAGAAAUGGGUCUUUGAAGCCGACGACGGCAGUGAGAUGGAGUGGGAUACGGCCAGGGGGGCUUGGGUGCCUAGAGUGAGUGCUCUUUUCUCUUUGCAGGCUCAAAGUGAAUGAUAGCUGAUGGUUGUUUUUGUUUGGGAUCGGUGUCGUCGUUCGGUCCUAGUUGGGCGAGGAGGAGGUCGCACAGCAACAGGCGGCGUAUGCGGUCCAGGGCGUUGAUGAAUCCGUGAGUUGCUCGCUGCAUCGCUCAGGCUUCACACCCCUCACCAUCCGUGUGCCAUCGAUCGUCAUAGGUCCCCGCGGCCCCCGUGUUGGCUCGUCAGAACGGCAAGAAGCGUAAAGCGGACCAAGUCACGCCCCAGCAGACCAGCACGGAGAGGAACUACUACAACGACGACGACGACGACGACGACGACGACGACAACAACACCAACACCAACACCAGUAGCAGCAUCGCCUCAACUUCGAACCUAUCCGGUCCGCCCGCCCAGAACAAACCCAACAAAAAGGCCAAACCGCCCAAAGCCAACACGGCCAUCUUCGUGUCCCACCUCCCAGCUACGACGACGAUCCCGCUCCUGCAAACCGUCUUCUCCAAAGCCGGCCUCAUCCUCGAAGACGUUGACGGAAACGCUCGGAUCAAGCUCUACCACGACGAAACGACGGGUCUCUUCAAAGGCGAGGCCUUGAUCGUGUACCUCCAAGCGGCGAGCGUCGAUCUGGCGAUCCGGUUGUUGGAUGAGACCGAGUUGGAACUGGGCAAGGGUCAGCAGGUGAUGAAGGUCUCGGAAGCGCAGGCUUGGAGGAAGAAAUCGGGUACGGCAGGCGAAGGGAAUGCGGAUGACAAGGGGAAUGCGGAGGGGAAGCAGAAGCCGAAGAGGACCGAGUUGGAGAAGAAGAAAUUGAGCAAGAGGGCUGAGAAAUUGAAUCAGUCAGUCUUCCUUCCCGUGCGCAAUCAGUUUCUUCUUCUUCUUGCAGUUCCUCAACCGACGUCAUUCUCACCACAGGCGACUGACCGAAUGGUCCUCCGACGAAGACGACAACUCGGCCGCCAUCGUUGCACGAGCCCGAUCGAACAAAGUCGUCGUCCUUCAAGGCAUGUUCACCCUCAAAGAAUUGGAGGAUGAUCCGACGCUUUUGCUUGAGCUCAAGGAAGACGUCAGGGAUGAAUGCGAGACGAUGGGUACGGUCACGAAUGUCACGCUUUACGAUGUACGUAGGGCAUCGGAUUGUAGUGUUGCGACUGAGGACUCAAGCCGUUGUUGGCAUUCACAGAAAGAGGAAGAAGGCAUCAUCACCAUCCGCUUCAAGGACGAAGUGUCAGCCCAGGCUUGUAUCGCAGUAAGUCUGUUCCCUUCUUCAUCACCUUUCAAAAACCAUACCAAGACAACCUACCCCUGCCCUCUCCCGCUCCGCUUCUCAGAAAAUGAAUGGUCGUUUCUUCGGUGGUAGAUCCAUCGUCGCGUCCCUAUUGGACCCUAAACAGAAGUACCGUCGUACAGGCCAAGGCGUCAGUUUAGAAGGCACGGGAUUGGAUCUGGAAGCGGACGAGGAGGCAAGCAAGGCCGAGAAGGAGAGGUUGGCGAGGUACGCGGAAUGGUUGGAGAAGGGCGGCGAUGAGGAGGGUGGCGCGGAGAAGGCUUCGUAA